Messenger RNA from Suillus discolor, 1272 nucleotides. RefSeq lists its product as uncharacterized. Bases 1 to 1272 code for a protein of 423 amino acids. The transcript has 8 exons. The record is from RefSeq and is a predicted model, not a curated record. Lineage: Eukaryota; Fungi; Basidiomycota; Agaricomycetes; Boletales; Suillaceae.
AUGGCCACCACAUCUCCCGACUUGACUCCUCACUCUUCCGAGUCCGGGUCCGAGUCUGGCGAAUUACCUCCCGACCAAUCCCAGUUUCCGGUACACGUGGAUCCCUCUCAGCCCAUCCCUACCUCUACCAAUGUGAGGGCAAAGCGCCACAUUGCUGCCUUAGAAGAUGAGCUCGAGACGCUGCGACAGGAGAGAGGGACCAAGCAGAGAAAGACAACCUACUACGUUGCACAAGGCAGGGCAAUUCGCCGCAUGGUCGUCUUGUACUCUAGCUUAGAGGACUUGGUCGCUGAGAAUGAUCGCAGGUACGAGAGUUUGCGUCUCAUGGAUGACUCAGAGGCCACGCUGGAACAAGAUCGCAUGCAGUCUGGAUACAUUGAACUCGCACAAACACUACCAUGGCUGCACGAGAAGCUCGGGCAACUUGAGCACAAAGAAAGUGAAGAUAUGUUAAAAAAGCUUAAGAAAGGAGCAGAUGCAGCGUGUGGUGAUGAUACCUCCAGUCUCGAGGAGCUUGUUGCUGCCUGGGUCAACCAAGAAUUUCGCCCAUCUCCUUUGAUCAAGCCUGACGAUAAACAUUCACGCGGCUUUACGAGUGACAUUUGUGGGAAGCUACUUUGUCCUGCCGAAUGGGACUGGGAUCAAAACCGCAUCAAGGCCAGUAUUCGCAACAGAACAAUGGAUUAUAUUGUCUCGGAAAAUUCGUGGCCGGUGUUCAUGUACGAGAAUUAUAAAGUCGACCGCGAUAAACUCGAGGAGGGUUUUUUAAAAUUGAAGCUUCUGGUUCUGGCUUUCAAAGCCAUCUUUACGUCUCCUUCCUCUGCAAAGGAAGCUGACAGAGAUGGUGAUGGUGCCGAUAUCCUUGAAAAUAAUAGGUGUGCUCGGCGGAAAUCAGAUCAGGCAAAAGUUAAAACAUGUGUGGCCUCCAUCAUCAACAUGAAGAAGGUGACACCUCGUGCCAUCGCUUACAUUGUUUGUCAAGUUCGUUUUGCUUUAUCGUGUGUUUCAUCUUGGUGCACCGUGGACGGCGAUUUUGAUUAUGAGGUAUUCUGGAAUAACAUCGUGGACUAUUUUGAGGUUGUCCCUGGUCCUGUCACGAAACAUAGGGUAGAUAAGCUCCCCUCCUGGAAUGGUGGACCAGUGCUGUUUAGAAAAUUUUUUGGAACCAAUCAUCGCCAGGACCUGAUGCCAGAGGUUGUAUCCCACAUGUCCGUCAACGCACUAGCCGAACAGAGGAGGAUGCUGGAGGAUGCCACCUUUGACUCAGAGUAA